Sphenostylis stenocarpa is the source of this 933-nucleotide messenger RNA. Lineage: Eukaryota; Viridiplantae; Streptophyta; Magnoliopsida; Fabales; Fabaceae. The record is from the annotation of a GenBank genome assembly.
AUGGAUCAAAACAGAAGCGAAGAGAGAGGUGAGAUACCGGGUCCGGUUCAUGAAUGGGUAUAUGGGAAUUUGAGUCAUUUUGUUGAAGGGGUAGUUAUUGAUGCAGUAGAUGGGAACAACAUGGGCGGCAGAGUUGGUAUAAGUGGAGAAGCUGGAACUUCAGGAGAGGUAGGUAAGGAUUUAGUACCUGAUAAGGAGCUAAAGGAGGGGCUUCAGGAAGUUAAGGGUCAGGACAAGCACGAUCAAGAAAAUAUCAGUGAUAAUGAAUUGCUUGGGGUUGAUCAGGGAACUUGCUAUAAGUCAAACCAUUUGGUUAAUCAGGAAGUGAUUGAAACUGUGGUUGUAAUUGAUUCUUUUGAGACUGAGUAUGUCAAUGGGGAUAUUAGGAAAUUGGAAGCAAAAGUUAAUGAAUCAGGGUUGAACUUGGCAUCCAUGAAAGCACCAGAAGGGGCGUCUGAAACUGAUCAUUCAUGUGUGAUUGAUAUAAAUUGCAGAAGCCGCAAAAAGGUUUGCGAGAAUUCUGAAGGUGAACUGAUUUGUAGGAUUUGCCAUCUGGCUUCGAUGCAGCCAUCGGAUGAAAGUGAAACAACUGUUGGCCCUGCUAGUAGUGCUACGAAUCCAGAUUUGAUUCAUCUUGGUUGUGCAUGUAAAGAUGAGCUAGGCAUUGCACAUGUUCAUUGUGCUGAAGCGUGGUUCAGACUUAAGGGGACCAGGUUAUGUGAAAUAUGUGGUGAGACUGCGGCAAAUGUUUUGGGUGUUACUAAUUAUGGAUUUAUGGAAAAGUGGAAUGAAAGAAGGUUCAGGGACGACGGUGGCAACUCAUCCCGCAGGUUUGGUGGAUGCUGGCGAGGACAGCCAUUUUGUAAUUUCUUGAUGGCAUGCCUGGUAAUUGCAUUUGUUCUGCCAUGGUUUUUUCAUGUAAAUAUGUUCUAG